Molecule: messenger RNA, 939 nt
Organism: Malassezia globosa CBS 7966
Lineage: Eukaryota; Fungi; Basidiomycota; Malasseziomycetes; Malasseziales; Malasseziaceae
Exons: 2
Coding region: 1-939 (312 amino acids)
Biological process (GO): tRNA-type intron splice site recognition and cleavage; tRNA splicing, via endonucleolytic cleavage and ligation
Cellular component (GO): tRNA-intron endonuclease complex
Molecular function (GO): nucleic acid binding; tRNA-intron lyase activity
Source: RefSeq, a predicted model, not a curated record
AUGUAUGAUCAAGGCGAUGCACUGAAGUUGUGGACGCAGGGUUUUUUUGGAAAGGGCAGUCUGAGUCGCAGUGAGCCUACAUGGGCGUCUCGAAAAAUUGCUGAAAAAGAGGCGCGGCAACGUGGUAUAAUCACAGCGGAGCAAAUGACGCAACGGCGUCGUGAAGAGCGAAGACUAUUAAAAAUUGAGCGCGCGCGAGCAGCAGUUCGUGCUGGUAUUCAGCUGCCUGAUGGCAUUACAGCCUUGGGCGGCGAGCUUCGAGACGACGAUACAUUGGGUAGGGGCGCAGAUGGCGAGCUAUGGCGUGGUGAUGAAGACAAGCCUAUUGUUGAAGCUGGUGUCUCUCGCAUUAAGGGACUGAAGUACUUUUCAGAUGACAUCCAGUCUACCCAAGUGGAUACAGAUGAACAAGAAGAACAUGCUGAAGAGGAGGAGGAAGAAGACGGCCAAGAUGUUGAGCACUUUCAACUCACAAUGAUCGAAGCCUUUUUCCUGGCCGCUAUGCUUGGAUGUCUAGAAGUCCAUGAUGUGAAUGGACAUGUACGUGCCAAUUUGCAUGCUAACCAGAAGUGUUUAUCGCUCGAUACGCUUUAUCAGUUGUGCAUGAUUUCAUAUCUCCCUCGGUUCGACGCGCACAACCAGCUAAAGUGGGUUCGACCAGAUAACCCUUUUCUUCUUUCGUAUGUCGUAUAUCACCAUUUCCGCAGCUUGGGAUGGGUCGUCAAGAGCGGCACAAAGUUUUGCGUGGACUUUCUAUUAUACAAGCGGGGACCCGUAUUCAGUCAUGCUGAGUUCUCAGUUCUUGUGAUUCCUGAGUACGAGAAUGAGCAAGAUAGAGAAGGAUCGCCGUUCAUGCGGCACCAUAAUGCCGGUGAAAAGUCAUGGAUUUGGUUUAGCAUGAUGAACCGAGUCAAUACACAAGUCCAAAAGCUCGAAUGA